UCUCGACUUAAGUCUUUAUCUCUAUUCACUCCUCCUUACUCUCACCUUUGCCCUUCAACCCUUCAGAAAACCAUUUCAGCACUUCUCAUCAAUGGCAUCCAGCUCAAUGAGUACUUCCUGUAACUCGGGCUCGUCUUGGACUGCCAAGCAGAACAAGGCCUUCGAGAUAGCUCUAGCCCUUUACGACAAGGACACCGCCGACCGCUGGUACAAUGUUGCCAGGGCCGUUGGGAAUAAGACUCCCGAGGAAGUUAAGAGGCACUAUGACCUUCUUGUGGAAGAUGUGAAGCUUAUCGAGUCCGGCCAAAUUCCUUUCCCGGAUUACAUGACUUGUGGUGGGAGUGGGAGUGGCAACAUCGGUCAUGAUGAGGAAAAGAGGAUGAGGAACCUGAAGCUCCACUGAAGCAGCACAACAAGAAGUCUCCAUGCAUGUACCCACUAAUUAAUACAUAAAGAUUCAUCGUUAGCUCGAUCUUCUGAUCCGUUAAUUCGAUGACAACGCUGUGGUGUAGUACUAAGUAAGUUCUAGUCGUUGAUCGAAGAUAUCACAAACCCGUGAUUCUUCUAUGUACGUUGUUAGAAUUCCCAUGCCAGUUUCUUAAUUUGUUGCUAUAAAUAAUCAAUCCUAUGUAUGUAAUCUACGUACUCUAAUUUCUGAGUGUAAGAUUCAGCUUCUAGCUGCUAAUGGAAUCUUAUAUA
This is a messenger RNA of Rosa chinensis, 699 nucleotides long. Its product is annotated as transcription factor RADIALIS. The transcript is spliced from 2 exons. Gene Ontology annotation, molecular function: DNA-binding transcription factor activity. Bases 92 to 403 code for a protein of 103 amino acids. The record is from RefSeq and is a predicted model, not a curated record. Lineage: Eukaryota; Viridiplantae; Streptophyta; Magnoliopsida; Rosales; Rosaceae.